AUGACUCACGAGUCCGUUUGGUACAGCCGGCCCCGCAAGUUCGGCAAGGGUUCCCGUUCUUGCCGUGUCUGCUCCCACCGCGCCGGUCUGAUCCGCAAGUACGGGAUGAACAUCUGCCGUCAGUGCUUCCGUGAGAAGUCCUCUGACAUCGGUUUCCACAAGUACCGUUAA
This is a messenger RNA of Aspergillus niger, 171 nucleotides long. RefSeq names its product 40S ribosomal protein uS14. The coding region runs from base 1 to 171 and encodes 56 amino acids. The transcript has 5 exons. Gene Ontology annotation, cellular component: cytosolic small ribosomal subunit; ribosome. The record is from RefSeq and is a predicted model, not a curated record. Gene Ontology annotation, molecular function: structural constituent of ribosome; zinc ion binding. NCBI's taxonomy places the organism in Eukaryota, Fungi, Ascomycota, Eurotiomycetes, Eurotiales, Aspergillaceae. Gene Ontology annotation, biological process: translation.